Molecule: messenger RNA, 3363 nt
Organism: Athene cunicularia (burrowing owl)
Lineage: Eukaryota; Metazoa; Chordata; Aves; Strigiformes; Strigidae
Gene: LTA4H
Product: leukotriene A4 hydrolase
Exons: 19
Coding region: 1-1821 (606 amino acids)
Biological process (GO): peptide catabolic process; proteolysis; leukotriene biosynthetic process
Cellular component (GO): cytosol; nucleus
Molecular function (GO): aminopeptidase activity; epoxide hydrolase activity; metallopeptidase activity
Source: RefSeq, a predicted model, not a curated record
AUGAACCUGCAACCUGAACCAGCAGCUGAUGAUCACCAUCGCCACACUGCAAGGUCUCUUCCUUCAGAGAAGCAGCUGCAGAGAGGGACACGAGCCUGCUCCUCCAAAGGGCAGAGGCGAGGAGUAUUUGCUUCAUUACAGGUCUUGGAUACAAAAGACCUACAGGUAUUUAAAGUGACUGUAAAUGGACAGGAUGCAAAAUUUGUUUUUGGAGAAAAACACACUUUCAAGGGGACCCCCCUGGAAAUCACACUUCCUUUUGAACUAAGAAGGGGACAAGAAGCAAUUGUUGAAAUCUCCUUUGAAAGCUCUCCAAAGUCUUCAGCUCUCCAGUGGUUUUCCCCAGAGCAAACGUCUGGAAAGAAACAUCCAUUUCUCUUCAGCCAGUGUCAGGCUACCCACUGCAGAGCCAUCCUUCCAUGCCAAGACACACCUGCUGUGAAACUAACAUACUAUGCAGAGAUUUCUGUUCCUAAAGAGUUGGUGGCUCUUAUGAGUGCUAAUCGUGAUGGAGAGAUUCCUGACCCAGAGGACAGCAGUCGGAAGAUAUACCGUUUCAGUCAGAACGUUCCCAUACCUUGCUACUUGAUUGCUUUAGUGGUUGGAGCUUUAGAAAGCAGAAAGAUUGGCCCAAGGACACUGGUGUGGGCUGAAAAGGAGCUAGUGGAUAAAUCAGCCUAUGAAUUUGCUGAGGCUGAAGCUAUGCUGAAAACAGCAGAAGAUUUAGCAGGACCCUAUAUAUGGGGGCAGUAUGAUUUGUUAGUCUUACCACCUUCUUUUCCUUAUGGUGGUAUGGAGAAUCCUUGUCUUACUUUUGUAACUCCAACACUGUUGGCAGGUGAUCGAUCUCUAUCAAAUGUUAUUGCUCAUGAAAUCUCUCACAGCUGGACAGGAAACUUGGUAACAAACAAAACAUGGGAGCAUUUUUGGCUGAAUGAGGGACAUACAGUGUACCUGGAACGCAGGAUUGGUGGUCGGUUGUUUGGUGAGCAGUUCAGGCACUUUCAAGCCCUAGGCGGUUGGAGGGACCUGCAGAAUACGAUAAAUACUCUUGGAGAUAAAAAUCCUGUAACUAACCUUAUCCCUAAUCUGAAUGAAGUAGAUCCUGAUGUUGCAUAUUCAUCUGUUCCCUAUGAGAAAGGCUUUGCUUUGCUUUUUUACCUUGAACAACUUCUUGGAGGACCAGAUGUUUUCAUUGGCUUCCUGAAGGCUUACAUUCAGCAGUUUGCUUAUAAGAGCAUAGUAACUGAGGACUGGAAGAAGUUUUUGUACUCCUACUUCAAGGAUAAGGUAGAUGUUCUUGAUAAAGUUGAUUGGAACUUGUGGUUUCAUGCUCCAGGAAUGCCACCAGUGAAGCCUACGUAUGAUAUGACACUAGCAAAUGCUUGUGUUGCCUUGAGCCAAAGAUGGAUCAAAGCAAAAGAGAGUGACUUGGGCUCAUUCAGCUCAGCAGACCUGAAGGAAAUGUCAUCUCAUCAGUUGAUUGAGUUCCUGGCACUGUUGCUUCUGGAGGCUCCUCUUCCAGUGUCACAUGUCCAGCGAAUGCAGCAAGUAUAUGACUUCAAUGCUAUAAACAAUUCUGAAAUAAGAUUCAGAUGGCUGCGCCUCUGCAUCAAGUCCAAGUGGGAAGAAGCUAUUCCUCUGGCUCUAAAAAUGGCAACAGAUCAGGGCAGGAUGAAGUUUACUCGACCAUUGUUCAGGGACCUUUACAGUUUUGACAAGUGUCGAGAUCUGGCUGUCAAGACAUUUCUGGAGCAUAGAGCCUCUAUGCACCCAGUCACUUCAAUGCUUGUGGGCAAAGACUUGAAACAGGAUCAGUGAUAAAUUUACUGAUUUCUUUGAAAUUUUCUUCUUGCUGAAGGAAGAGACUGAUUCCACAGACAGUUAAUAUACGUGCUUGAUUAUUGCCAUAAAAUGCUCUGCUGCUUUGGUACUAAUUUAUCUUAAAAAUGUAUUUUCCAAAUCAAGUUCAGUACUUUGUUUUGCCUUUCCACAUAAAAGAGCAAAAUUGCUAAAUCUCUGGAAUUGGGAGAAUGGUUUUGUUACAAGUGAUUUUUGGAACACACAAAAAAGCUGUUCUGAGAUGUAGUCAGUUGUCAGUCAUGGAAUUUAAAAACAUGGAAAAUUAAUUGGUGGAUGGUACGGCUCCUUGUGGACAGCUUUCUUUUUCGUAGCAAUGUGGGUGAAAUUUCCAAGUAUCUGAAGAUGAAAAAAUAAAUCUUUUCAUUGUCUACUUGUCUGUGUAUUGAUCCAUAAGAAAAGUUUUGAAAUAAUAGUUUUGUUUCAUUUGCCCUUCUUUGUUGUGGGAGAAAUUUUUAUUUUGGGUCCAGGAGGACUGUGAAGACCUAAAUGGAUCACAGCAUUCCAGUGUUAGAGCAGAAUUUCCAUCUAGCCCUAUUUGUCAUGGCUUUGUUAUGUUAGUCAAUUCCUUGCGUUAAUUACAAUAUCAUGGUCUUACUUGGUUAUUCCUAAUGGAUCCUAUGCUGUGCACUAAUAGUUGUCUGAAAUAAUACUUUGUUUUCUUUUUUUAACAAACUUGGGAUUUUAACCAAAUUUUAGUUUUAGCAACUUUUUCCAAAUUUUUUCAACCCACUGUAUAUUUCCAGAACUUCUCAUAAUUGCAGGCAGCACUAAAGCCCAAGUCUUUAAUUUUGCAGUUUGAAUUUUUUAAUAUUUGCAUUUUUUAACCAGUUCUGGGCACUACCGCUUACACUAAUGUAACAUCUUAGAGAUAAGUUUAAAAACAAUUGAAGGGCUGUUUUUCUUGUAAUUGUUACAGCACUUCAGUGCCAGUCGGUGGUUUAGAUGAAACUUGUGAAUACUGCCAUCUGUAGAUCGGGUUUUGAAGUGACUGAUAACUGCUUUUCCUGGAGACAAUCAGCAUAAAUUAAUCUGUUGACAUAGAGAUAAUCCCAUAUCAAAGAGUAACCAAAAAAAAAAAAAAAAAGCUGUUUAGAGGAGGAGGAUACCAGAUACAGGUCAUGGCAAAAGGCUUGGAUUUAAUAAUAGCACUUCAGGUGGGAGUGGAGGGCCUAUAAGUCAGUUUAUUUUUCUUCCGAAUUUUGAUCAGUAUAAGCUUUCAAGUAGAUGACAUUAUGUACUUUACCAGGAGAUUCGUCUUUUCAUGCUGGAAGCUCUAAUAUAAAUUAAGACAUGAACAUAUCUUGUUGGAUUUUAUUGAUUCAAGGCAUCCCGAGUUCUUCCAUUCAACUUUAUCCUACAUAUGUCUACGUAGUUUAAAUAAAAAUGAGAGAAAAAUUAACUCCUAGGUGAUUGAGGCUCAAAACCCAGUUCAAAUUCUUUCUAUGAAUGUUGUGACACUCAGCUUUUAAUAAACGCAAUAAAAUACUGGCUUUUUUGGAA